GACCUCUGUGCUGAGUCUCACCGUGGAGCUGACUUUCAGAAGAAGAAAGAGUAAAAAGUGGAGUCCUCAGAGGUUGGUUAACAGGGAAACCCACAGGAGAGAGGACUCAGCCUUGGACGGGACCCCACAACCCAGAUGAACCUUUGAAGGCAUCUGAGGUCGUAGAAGAGCUGGGGGCCCACAGGGUCAGAGCUCCCGUGGGUGCCUGCAGCUACAUGUUGGGGGUCAGAACACCUCUGUGGUCACCACCAACGCCCGAGAGGAUGAAAGGUGUGGCCUUCAGCCCAGGACGGUCAUUCUUGACUAUAAGGAAGUGACAUAUGGCAGAGGGUGGGGACACCACCAAGGAGGAAACGUCCCAGCGGCUCUGCUAUGCGGAGACCUGUGUGGCCGUCAGAGGAGCAGCCAUGUGCUCUGAGAAGGGGCAGCAGCCUCUCUGAGGCCACGGGGCCUGUCCUGUCAUUGGGGUUGAGAGCAGAAGCUCAGGGCGCCGAGAGCCGGGGGUCUGCAGCCGCCUGUGCAGCUCCUGACCCUAAGCUUCCUGCACCCUGACCAUCCAGCAUCGGACUCAAAUCUGGGCUGGACACGGAAGCAGAGAGGCCCAGAAAAGCGGAAGUGGGCACAGGCCAAUCGAACCCUCAUUGAAGAGGCUUGUCCGUGUCCACCCAUAGGACCUGGCGCUGCUGCAGGCUGUGAGAAAUGACCCUGAGGAGUGGGGUCACGUGGCUGCCUUCAGCUCUGCUCCUUCUCCAGGUCCCAGGCUGUUUGACUCUGAGCGGCCCCGAGCAAGUGACGGGCACCGUGGGGGGAUCGCUGAGCGUGCAGUGUCGGUACGAGAGGCAGUUCAAGGAAAAUAACAAAUACUGGUGCAAAAGCCCAUGUUUGGCAUCGCUGAGGACGAAGAUUGUGGAGACCACAAAGUCAGAGAGAGAAGUGAGGAGCGGCCGAGUGUCCAUCAGGGACCAUCCAGCAACCCUCACCUUCACAGUGACCUUGGAGAGCCUCACAGAGAGUGAUGGAGGCACAUACAGGUGUGGGAUCCAUAGACCAUGGACAGAAGGACUGAUAGACCUCACCUUCCAGGUUGAGGUGUCUGUGUCCCCAGGCUAUUUGUCUCUGAGUGGCCCCAGGCGGGUGACGGGCACCGUGGGGGGAUCGCUGAGCGUGCAGUGUCGGUACGAGAAGCAGUUCAAGGAAAAUAACAAAUACUGGUGCAAAAGCCCAUGUUUGGCAUCGCUGAGGACGAAGAUUGUGGAGACCACAAAGUCAGAGAGAGAAGUGAGGAGUGGCCGUGUGUCCAUCAGGGACCAUCCAGCAACCCUCACCUUCACAGUGACCUUGGAGAGCCUCACAGAGAGCGAUGGAGGCACAUACAGGUGUGGGAUCCACAGACUAUGGACAGAAGGACUGAUAGACCUCACCUUCCCGGUUGAGGUGUCUGUGUCCCCAGCCCCCACCCUGAAGAUCGUCACAAGCACCCUGGGUCCUCCAAGCACCCUGGAUCCUCCAAGCACCUUGGGAUCUACAAGCACCCUGGGUCCUCCAAGCACCCUGGGUCCUCCAAGCACCCUGGGUCUUCCAAGCACCCUGGGUCCUCCAAGCACCCUGGGUCCUCCAAGCACCCUGGGUCUUCCAAGCACCCUGGGUCCUCCAAGCACCCUGGGUCCUCCAAGCACCCUGGGUUCUCCAAGCACCUUAGGACCUCCAAGCACCCUGGGUCCUCCAAGCACCCUGGGUCCUCCAAGCACCCUGGGUUCUCCAAGCACCCUGGGACCUCCAAGCACCCUGGGUCCUCCAAGCACCCUGGGUUCUCCAAGCACCCUGGACCCUCCCUCCUCUCGGCCAGCGACCACCGGGCCCAGUGUGACCAGCCAGGAGACGCCUGAUGCCAGCCAACACCCUCGGUCCCUGCUCAGCAGUGUCCACUUCCUGCUCCUCAUAUUCCUGAAGGUGCCCCUGUUCCUGAGCAUGCUCGGUGCCGUCCUGUGGGUGAACCGGCCUAAGCGGAGCUCUGGGGGGAGGCAGAGUCAGAUCUGCUCUGAGAACCAGUGACACCUGCUCUGUCAAUGCCCCGCCCAAGAGCACAGCCCCCCUGUGGGAGGAAGGACCUUCUGACCAAUCAAUCCAGUGUCAUUGUCCAUGAUUCUGUCGGAAUAGUCUGUGAACCUAUUGGAGAGUUUUUUCUUUCAAUGCAUCAGAUACACACAAAAGAUACCUAAUAAAUGCAUACUCAU
This is a messenger RNA of Myotis daubentonii (Daubenton's bat), 2234 nucleotides long. Its product is annotated as polymeric immunoglobulin receptor-like. Gene Ontology annotation, cellular component: plasma membrane. Lineage: Eukaryota; Metazoa; Chordata; Mammalia; Chiroptera; Vespertilionidae. Gene Ontology annotation, molecular function: transmembrane signaling receptor activity. The transcript is spliced from 5 exons. The record is from RefSeq and is a predicted model, not a curated record. The coding region runs from base 700 to 2052 and encodes 450 amino acids.